AUGGAAUUUCGGUUUGAAAAUGUGAAGCCUGCUCGUACGCCCGCAGUAGCAUACCCCAAAGAAAUUACUUGCUACAGUGUCGACGGGAACAGAGAUAUCUUGUAUAAUGAUUCCAAUUUACGUUUCUAUUAUCCUCCGCCAUUGGGAACUGAUUUGAAUAUUGGGUUUCCUAAACGAUACACGAAACCGCUAAACCAGCCGGACAGUAUAUCUAUCGUUGAAAAUGCGCUUCUUAAUAAUUGCAAAGAUGUUAUAAGUUCUGCUGAAAUUGUAAGUUGGAGGGGCCUUCUCACCAAACUCUUAUGUGCGCCAGUGGAUUACAAAUCUUCUUGGGACAUUCUUGUGUACAAAAAGGAAUCGACACUGUUCUUUGAAGAACCCCCAAGAGCUCCGGAGAAACCGUAUGCAAAUCAAGAACGAAUGUGUUUUUGGGGGUACAAAUUUGAAACUGUCUCAACUCUUCCCAAAAUUUGGGACGAAUGUUCACGGUCUUCCAUUGAGCAACGUGAUUACGACCAUGUGAACCCAAAUGAGCAAUACUGCUCUAUUGUCAAGACCAGCAUUGGUUCCCACAGCAUGAUAUUGGGCGGGGAAGUAGACUGUGUCUGGGACAUAAAACCAGACUAUGAGGAAGAUAACCCUUGCACUCAUUAUGUUGAGCUGAAAGUAACGAAAAAGCUUCCGCUAAACCAUGUUGGAAUGCGCAGAAAACUUAUUAAGUAUUGGGCACAAAGCUUUUUGCUCGGUAUACCCCGAAUUGUCGUUGGGUUCCGUGACGAUAACGGUGUAAUUGUCGAAAUUAAAGAAAUGAGCACAACAGAGAUUCCGAAGCUGCUGAAACCAGCGGUUUCGCGGAAUGAGUGGACUCCAUCUCGUCUCUUGGUGCAUUUGGAGCAGCUGCUCACAUGGCUGAAAUCAAUCGUGCAAAAUGAUUCACAUACAUCAUGGAAACUGUCGUACCGUGGUCAAGGCUCCAUAACGUUGCAGAAAACAUCUUCAUCUCCCUAA
Schizosaccharomyces japonicus yFS275 is the source of this 1008-nucleotide messenger RNA. RefSeq names its product Dhp1p-interacting protein Din1. The record is from RefSeq and is a predicted model, not a curated record. The transcript has a single exon. Bases 1 to 1008 code for a protein of 335 amino acids. Gene Ontology annotation, molecular function: 5'-hydroxyl dinucleotide hydrolase activity; phosphodiesterase decapping endonuclease activity; mRNA 5'-diphosphatase activity. Gene Ontology annotation, cellular component: nucleus. Gene Ontology annotation, biological process: NAD-cap decapping; nuclear-transcribed mRNA catabolic process. NCBI's taxonomy places the organism in Eukaryota, Fungi, Ascomycota, Schizosaccharomycetes, Schizosaccharomycetales, Schizosaccharomycetaceae.